Messenger RNA from Teleopsis dalmanni, 1638 nucleotides. RefSeq names its product piggyBac transposable element-derived protein 4-like. The transcript is spliced from 4 exons. Bases 1 to 1638 code for a protein of 545 amino acids. The record is from RefSeq and is a predicted model, not a curated record. Lineage: Eukaryota; Metazoa; Arthropoda; Insecta; Diptera; Diopsidae.
AUGGAAACGCUGAAGGAUGAUGAAAUUGUCGCUUUUUUGAGUGAUUUUGACGACGAAGCAAGUGAUGAUGGUGAUCCAGACUUUGAGCCAGAGCUACUUCAACGGAACAUAUCAGAGGAUGACAUGGAUACAGAUGUAGAGCUGAGUAAAGAAAUAGAGAUUCCUCUUGAACAAAAUAAUUACUUUUGUAAAGAUGGUAAUAUAAAGUGGACCACCAUACCACCAAAUGGAAGAGAAUUACUUCGAGCCACAAAUGAAAAUGUGAUACAUGAAAGGACAGGUGUAACAGCAUAUGCUGUUCAACGAAUCUCCGAAAUAAGAGACUCGUUUGACUUAUGCAUAACUACAACCAUGAAGAAAGAAAUAAUUCGUUACAGUAAUAUGCAAGGCAAUGCUGUAUAUGAAAAUUUUCACUGUAUGGACGAAAUAGAAUUUGAUGCAUAUUUAGGUUUACUGAUGCUUAUUGGUGUUUAUCGUUCGUAUGGUGAAAGCAUUAGUUGCUUGUGGAAUGAAAAUCAUGGCCGUCCAUUGUUAAGAGCUGUUAUGACCUUGGAACGUUUUACAAUUAUUUCUCGUGUCCUUGCAUUUGAUAAUAGACAAGCCCGAAGAUCACAAGUCCGCGGACACAAGCUGGCACCAAUUCGUAGUUUUUAUGAAAAGUGGACUAAAAAUUUACAAGUACUUUACGUUCCCAAUGAAAAUAUUACCGUUGACGAACAACUUAUUCCGUUUCGUGGUAGAUGCCCAUUUAAAGUUUAUAUGCCCAGUAAACCAGGUAAAUAUGGAAUGAAGGCAUGGAUAGCAGCUGAUUCUGCAACUGCGUUUUGUCUACAAUUUCAAAUAUACCUUGGAAAAACUUCAGAUUUGCCUGAAAGAAAUCAAGGUGAACGAGUAGUUUUAGACCUAGUGUCACAAUAUACUGGUAGAAAUGUAACAACCGAUAAUUUUUUUACGAGUCAUAAUUUGGCACAGGAAUUACUAAAGCGAAAAAUUACUUUAGUUGGCACUGUUCGAAAGAAUAAAAGAUUUUUACCGGUUCACUGCACAGUAAAAGAGUUACGAAAACUACCCAUCUAUACUAGCAAGUUUUUCUUUCAUGAAAAAGAGACAAUCGUACAAUAUGUGCCGAAGAGAUAUAAAAUAGUUACUUUACUGAGUGGAGUUGACACCAUGGACCAAAUGGUCCGCACGUACUCAUGUAAACGUAAAACAAACCGUUGGCCAGUCGCUUUGUUUUCUAAUCUAAUUGAUAUUUCCGCUCUAAAUGCAUUUAUAUUGUGGACAGAGAUCAAUCCAAAUUGGCAAAGCAGAAAAUUAUGUAAACGUCGGAUUUUUUUGCAAGAAUUGGGAGAAAGUCUAGUUCAACCGUGUAUUUUACAGCGCAAUCAUAUGCCUAGGUCUGAAGCCUCUGCCGCUUUAGUUCGUAAUGUUCAACAUGAAUAUGAGACACCAUCUAUGUCCUUAGAACCACCGCCAAAAAUAUUACGUUCUAGUGAAAGAAAACGAUGUCAGCUAUGCCCUUCUAAACAGGAGAAGAAAACCCAUACGAAGUGUAAUGUAUGUCAUAAGUUCGUUUGUCCUACACAUCGUGAAACAAAAACGAUCACAACAACUUUUUGCAUCGAUCACAAGCAAUAA